Prorocentrum cordatum is the source of this 4545-nucleotide messenger RNA. The record is from the annotation of a GenBank genome assembly. NCBI's taxonomy places the organism in Eukaryota, Dinophyceae, Prorocentrales, Prorocentraceae.
AUGGGCGCGGGGCCCCGCGGACCACGGGGCAGUUGCGGCGGCUGCUGUCUGCCGCCGCGCGGCCCGAUGCCAUGGGCGGCGCUGGCGCCCCUCGCGGUGCUGGCCUGUGCCGCCCGGGGCGUCCUCGCGGAGGAACCACUGGGACCAGCGCCGCCCGAGCCGGCUCCCGCGCGGGCUGCGGAAGACCUGGGCGGGUGGGAGUUCAUGCCUCUCGAGCUCCAGCCGGGCCAGGUCGGCGUGAAGUGCGGCUCGGGCACAUUUGUGAAGUGGCUGAGCGGCACGGGCUCCUACGUGCUUCAGGGCGACCCCGUCAUCGAGCUGUGCCCUCCGGAGGCGGACCGUUCGGUGACGUGCCUGGCGGGGGCCAGCGGCUACUUGGUGGCGGAGCAGGCCAUCGGCCCAGGGGACGACAUCAACGAGACGGUGCCGGACGGCCACCUCGCGAUCAUCGAGGAGCGGGUCGUGAAGCAGGACGACGGAAAGCCAGUCAAGUGCGCGCCCGGGACCGUGUUCGAGUCCUUCCUCGUCAGUCUCGGUGAUGUCGUUCAGCCUGGCGACGCGGUGGCACUGACGCUCCCCACAGCCGGUGGAGGCCUCACGCAUUGCAGGACAGAUGUCGGAGGCAGGGUGGUGGCGCUGAAGAACGACUUGCAGGAGGGGCAGGACCUGGCUUCGGUGUGCCCAGACCUGGUCGUGGCGUACAUUGGCCCUCCUUACGAGAAUCGGAACGGCCAGAGCCAGGAGCCGGCCUCCGCUACCCUGCUGCGGCCUGCCCACGCGGGGGACAUGACGAUCGAGGUUGACAAUGAAGACGAGUUCGACGUGGGCAACCUGAUUCGCAUCUCCUCUGGCAGCCUGAGCGAGACCGCGACGAUCGUCGGCAUCGGAUCUAUCAACCUGGACCACGGCCUCCGGAACAGCUACCCAGCGGGCGCCACAAUUACAAAGUUGCAGGACUCUGGCGACGGCGGUGGCGCCUCGGGCCCGCCCGAGAGCUGGCGUCCGCGGUCCUCGCUCUUCCAUGAGGAGGGCGACGCUGGGUUCCAGCAGAGCGACGAUACCCGCAGCCCCGGCGCGCCAGGUGCCGCGCAGGACCCAGCCGAUCCCGCGGCGGCCGAGCUCGGGGCGGCCGCCGCGGUGCUGAGGACGCAGCGGCGCCUGUGGGUGGGCUACGGUCCGGGCAGCCAGGAGUGCACUCCGAUGUCAGCGAGGGCGAGCUCGACGACUACGACUGUCCCAUCAGCAACGAACACCGUUGAGACGGCCACCGAGACAACCACCUCGACUACAGCAGACCACGUCGUGGAGAUAUCUUUCGACGCCAAUUUCUCCGAGGUGCUUGCCACGGAUCACGACAAAGAGAUGUUGAAGCAGCUCUUACACAAUAAGUACAAAACCCACGGUUGCAAGCAGGUCCUCGACCUGAGGCCAGGGAGCAUCAUCGCGCGCCUGCAGAUGGGCCACUCCGUCGACCCAGACAUGCUCAAGGCCCUCGGCUGCGUGGAGCUGAAGCACAAGGGUCGCAUGCUGUGCCCGUACGGCGUGCAGCAGCCCAAAUCCGACUUCCUCGCGAGCACGCACAUGCCUCCUGGUGGCCGUGGGGGGCUCAUCGGCAUUAUGUGGAUGAUCGCGGCCCUUGUGAUCCUCGGGUGCCUCGGCCUGUUCGGCCUCGCCUGCUGGAGCCACCGCAGCAAGACGGACUACUCACCGAUUCCGUCGGACCCCGUGGACACAGGUGUGCAACUGGAGUUCCGCGACUCGAUAGGUCGGGUGCAACGCAAGACCUUCAACUACCAGCCCCAUGGGAUGGUGUUGGCCAGGUCAGGCAAAGUGAGGGUCGAGAAUUUCGUGACACCGAACAGCUACGCCAAAGAGCUUGGCGUCCAGGAACACUGGCGCAUCUCCAAGAUUGGAGACCGCGAGGUCGCCGAGGGGGCCACGUUCUCAGACGUGGACCACAGAUUGCGCACAGCGCUGCAGAAGUUGCCAGCCCAUCCCUUGAGGAUAGACUUCAAGACGACUGGGUCCAGGGACGAGAUUGAGCGCAAAGAUUUCGAGAAUUCGCCGAUCGGCCUGGAUGUGAGUUUCAAGGCCCCCUUCAAAGUGGAGCACAUCGCGCAAAAUGGGCAGGCGUACGGCCAGGGCGUGCGAGAAGGCUGGGAGGUGAUUCGCAUCGGGCACGAGGUGAUCACGCGUGACACGCUGUCCAGCCAGGUGCACGAGUGGCUCGAGACCGCCGAGCAGCACUUGCCUCCAGAGGACUACAACAAAGCCGUGCGGCUGGACGUCCUCGACGCGCACGAUCACCAGCACAUCGUGCACUUGGACCGCCACGGCCACGGGAUGAAGCUCGAGCGGCAACAGGGCGGCCCAGUGCAGGUGAAGAGUUUCACCUGCUGCAGCUACGCGAGCCGCAAGAGCGUGCAGGAGGGCAUGACGGUUCUCAAGGUAGAUGGCCACGAUGUGGGCACGCAGGGCGCCGAGAGCAUCGAGGACUUGAUCAGCUCAAAGACUGAAAGGUUUGCGCCGUUGCCCCUCAAGGUGGUCUUCGACGCAGGCCACAACAGUCACCAGACAGUGCUCUUCGACAGGCAGCCCCUCGGCAUAGAUGUGUCCCCCACGGCGCCGUUCAAGGUGACCGAGUUCCACGUCGACAGUUAUGCCGCUGAGAAGGGAGUGCGGAAGGGGUGGAGCUUCGUGAAGAUUGGCACGAAGGACGUGAGCCACGUCUCUGAUUUGGAGGAGUUCACAGCCGUCCUGAACGAAGGCACUGACCACCUCCCGCAGGUGGACAGAGGCCUCGAGGUCGAGUUCUCUGACAACGGGCGGCGAAGGAUUAUCUUCUUCAACCGCUGGCCGUUCGGCAUGGACCUUUCUGAACGUGCGCCGACAUCAGUCGUGAAUUUUGCUUUCAACAGCUACGCCAAAGAAAGAGGUGUCAGGAAAGACUGGCAAAUAGUGCGGAUCCACAACGACAGCGGCUUGCAGAAGCAGAGUCCAGGGGACGUGCGGCAGCUCUUGGAGAAGCACGCCAGACUCUUUCACCUCGAGGCCCGUCCUUGGCCACUGAGGGUGGAGUUCAAGAUUGGCCAAGCCGGCUUGAACAGCUUGAGGACCAUCGACUUCGAGAAGAAACCCUUGGGGAUUGUGCUCUCACGGGGACCGACAUUCAAGGUAGACUACUUCAAGCCAGACAGCCAUGCCAAGGAGCUGGACGUCGAGCUCGACUGGGAGGUCACGAAGAUAGGCCAGCAGAAGGUGGGGGCCACGCACUCCUGCUCCUUCCCGCAGAAGUGCCUGUCUGAUGGUUCGGAACACUUGCCAGAGAUGCAAGGACCGCACAUGGUAGUUGAGUUCGACACUGGCAACCACAAGAUGGAGACCUUCUGGCUGCGCCGCCGCCCGCUCGGAUUCACCGUGGACGAUCACCACAAGGUGCAGCUGUUCAGUUUCAACAGCUACGCCAGCGAUUUGGGCAUCGAGCCCGAGUGGCGUGUGACGCGCGUCGGCAGUGAGCAGGUGACGCACUCCACGACGGGGCACCAGAUCAACGACUGGCUCCAUCGGCAGUCCGCGGAGCUCCCGCCGUGGCCCCUGAGGAUAGCGUUCAACUCCGGCCAUAACGGUGUGAAGACGAUGUUCUUCGAGAGGGCUGACCUCGGCAUCUUGUGGUCGGAGCGCCUGCCGAUGCGGGUCGAGGGGUUCGAACAGAACAGCUACGCUGCGGACAUGGGCGUGAGGACUGGUUGGGUCGUGGCGGAGGUCGGCGACAAGGGAGCCAACAAGUUGAGCCUCGAGACCAUGAAGCGACUGCUCGAGGAGGGCCAGGCGCACCUGGACCACGAUGCCUCCGGACUGCGCGUGGAGUUCUCCGACGAGCAUGGGAACGUGCAUUCGAAGGUAUUCGAGUACAUGCCUUCCGGAAUCAGUUGGAGGCUGCACGACACAGUGCCCAAGGUCGAGGGCCUUUCCUUCAACAGCUACGCCCAGAGCCUCGGUGUCCAGGCUGGCUGGACGGUCAAGAGGCUGGGCCAGACAAACAUGAGCCACCUGAGCGGCGCGGAGGUCGACCACAUCUGGAAGGAGAAGGAGUCUGCCAACGGCCUGAAACAGUGGCCUCUGCGGAUAACUUUCAGAACAGGCACUUCCUCUUCGCGCAAGGGCCACGAGAGCAGCCACACCGUCAGCUUUCCUUGCCAGCCGCUCGGCAUCGUAUUUAGGGACCGGGCGCCGAUCAAGAUAGCGAAGUUGGAACCGCUCCACGAGGAUGACGCCAGCAACCAGAGCGUGGAGAAGGGCUGGGUGGUCACGCACAUCGCGGACGAAGACGUGACCCAGAUGAAGAAGGAGAAGGUUCUGAAAUUGUUGGAGCUAGGCUUAAAGCCACUCCGCUACAAGCCGCUACCGACGUCGUCGAUCUUCCAGAGAUCGACCACGACAGAGAGCAUGGGCGCGGCGGACGUCCGCGGACGUGGCGAUACUCCUCCCGGCAUCAAGCCGUACGCUAGCGGCUGCAACAACCUUUGGCCACACUUGCAUUGCUAA